Molecule: messenger RNA, 320 nt
Organism: Cutaneotrichosporon oleaginosum
Lineage: Eukaryota; Fungi; Basidiomycota; Tremellomycetes; Trichosporonales; Trichosporonaceae
Source: RefSeq, a predicted model, not a curated record
UGCGAUGUCGCGAUUGUGCGCUCUCAUAACGGAAGAAUGACAGCCCUACUUCUUUGGCGCAAACGUCGUUCCCACCCCCACUACCGGGUCGUGCCUCGCGGCGCCUCUUCGCGAGCACUUGCAGGACGGCACCGACAUUCACGCUCAACGUGCGAAGGCAUCACCUACUUUAGCGACACCGCGCCUCGAGGCGUUCAGGGCGUGGCUUACGCGCGGACAUGAGCUGAUCGACUGCUUGGCCUGACGUGAGACUGAGAUGGGCGGGCCUUGGACAUGGCGGAAGUCCGCGGCGCAUUUAGAGUUGAACGGUGGCGCAGGCG